Messenger RNA from Pedinophyceae sp. YPF-701, 987 nucleotides. The record is from the annotation of a GenBank genome assembly. Lineage: Eukaryota; Viridiplantae; Chlorophyta; Pedinophyceae.
AUGCGGGCUCUCACUGGGAUCCUCGUGCUCCUCGCGGCCGUUGCGGUGUGCGCAGCGAUCCGGUCGGAGGGCAUUGGCGCUACCUUUGCUGAACCAACGCCGCUCAAGUUCCGGCCGUCCCGCUUCGUGAACCCGAACGCUCGCAUCAAGGAGAUCCCGAGCAGCUACCAGGAGGUCAUCAAAACCGCGCGCUCGCACGAGGUGGUGGGCGCCGACGACCUCCCGGACACCUGGGACUGGCGCGACGUCAACGGGCUGAACUUCCUCACGCCCGUGCGCAACCAGCACAUCCCCACGUACUGCGGCAGCUGCUUCGCCCACGGCUCCACCAGCGCGCUCUCCGACCGCUGGGCCAUCAUCCAGAACGAGAGCCGGCCGGGCCGCCUGCUGUCCGUCCAGAACGUGCUCGACUGCGGCGACGCCGGGUCCUGCACCGAGGGCGGCGAGGACUACCUGGUGUACGACUACGCGCUCAAGCUGGGGAUCCCGGACGAGACGUGCAGUCCGUACCUCGCGCGCGACCACACCUGCCACGAGAGCAAGCAGUGCAAGAACUGCGACCACAGCCGGUGCUGGGCGGUGCGCGACUACGAGCGCCUGGUGGUCUCCGAGCACGGCGAGUGCUCCGGGUACGACAAAAUGAAGGCCGAGAUCUUCCGCCGCGGGCCGAUCAGCUGCGGCGUCAGCGCCACGGACGGCCUCGACGACUACAAGGGGGGGGUCUACCGCGAGGAACACGACCCGGAGGACAUCCACAUCAACCACAUCGUGUCGGUGGUCGGCUGGGGCAUUGACGAGGACUCUGGCGACGAGUACUGGAUCAUCCGCAACAGCUGGGGCACGUACUGGGGCGAGAGGGGGUUCGGGAAGCUCCCAACCAGCAAGGCCAUGGACGGCGAGGGCAACAGCUACAACCUCUUGAUUGAGAAGCAGUGCAUGUUCGGGGUCGUCGAGGGCUGGAAGACGGCCGCGGAGAUGGGCCUCUAG